CCCUACACCAAGAGGUCAGUCGCAUGGGGUCACGAGUAGCGGUCCUGCAGGCGGCGAGGGCACAGAGCGACGGCGACGUGACCACCCUCACCCGCGCCCUCCACAACACUGCCUGGGAUCGCGCCAACCUCGAGAAGGACAAGAUGUCGCAGGACUUGUUUGUGGAGCGCCUAACUGCUGCGCUGGAAAGGGAGAAGGUAACGCUGAAAACCUUGAGGGAAGCCAUUCAGGAGGAGAAGGAAGUCACGAAGGCGCUCGACGCAAGAGCCAGACUGCAACAGGAAGAACUGGAGCAACUCGAGUCCGAGGCCGUGGGCGUGAAGAGAGCCUGGGAGGCCAAUGUCUUAGUGCUGCAAAAGCGCUCGGAAGACCACGCUGCUUCGUACCAGCACCUGGAGAAGCUCCUAGCCCAGCAGGCGGGUUUGAAGGCAGAGGUCUACAAUACAAGGAAGGUUGUGAGAGAAGAGCAGAUGAGACAUGAAAAGGAUUCUGCAAGACUAAUAGCGCAGGAACGUGACGUCACGAGGAGACGCGAACGGCUGGCUGUGCUACGGGAGGAGGCGCAGCAGAUGGCCGAACGACAUGAAGGCCUCCUGGCGAUUGUGGACCAACUGGAUCAACAAUAUCAGUUGCUGAAGAAGGAAGCGUCCGAAGAAGCCCGCCGUCUGGAGCGAGUGUACGGGCGCGUGAAGUCGGCGACCGAACGAUACCGCAAGAUGGAGGACCUCGCCCUCGAGAAGAUCGGCGAGCACACGGCGGCUUCGAAGGCGGCGCUGAACUUGAGGAAGCGCGUGAAGGAGGCGAGGGCGAAGUGCAGGAUGUUGGAGGAUGACCUUGUCGAGCGAGAGAAAUACGCAGCAGAUGCAGCUCUGAGGGCGUCUGAUGGCCGCGCUGCCGUUCUCGCUCUGACCUCGAGCCGCGACGAAGCCCAGCGUGUGGUGGACCAGCUCGAUGCUGACGUCUCAAGAUUUGAAAGCGACAUGAGAAGAGGUCAAGAGAAAAUCAGUGCCAACCAGUGUGCAAUUGAUCGACUCAACAAAGAACUUGCAAAAGUGAUUGAAAUUGCUGGGGGUAGCGAAGCCCCCCCGGCGGAGAGAGAAGAGCGACGCCUGAGACUCCUCCUUCAGGACAGGGAGACCGAGAGGAAAGUGCUUGAGGAGGAAGCCUUGACUGUUCAAAGGCAGUUACUCGAGGCGAGAGAGGCGAGGGAAGCUUUGGUUCAAAAGACCACGCGAUUGCAGCAAGAAUUGACAGUUCUUCGAGGUCGCCAGACACGGUUGGAAGGCACGGUGGAGCGAGAGAAGGGCGCGCUCCGAGAAGCCCAGAGAAGGCAGGAACGUCUCCUCAAGGCCAUAGCCACCUUGGACGCUCGCCUCCAUCAGGAGAAAACCGCGAGGGAAGCCGCCUCAAGGGAAUCCGAACAUACCGAGUCCGAUCUGCUCGCGAAACUGCAGGAACUGGAGCUGGAGGCCUCGCGGAGGGAGAGCGAGGAGGAGCAGCAGCGAAGGAAGAAGGAGCUGACGGAGGGGAAGCUCCUGGAGGCGACGCAGGAGAGGGCGGAGUGGGAGAAGAAGGUGGUGGAGAUGAGGGACGCCAAGGACACCCUCAGGAAGGAGGUCGGGACGGAGGCGACCUCCACGCCAUGAAGACGGAGAUCAACCGGAUGCAGGUGCGAUGGAGGAUGCUGGAGGCGACGCAGAAGGACCUGUCGGGGCGCCUGGAGCAGUGCGUGGCCGUCGAAGGCUCCCUCAAGUCCCGCACGGUGGCCACGGUCGAGAAACUCCGGCGGGAUCCCAACUCCG
Messenger RNA from Penaeus vannamei (Pacific white shrimp), 1802 nucleotides. The record is from RefSeq and is a predicted model, not a curated record. Lineage: Eukaryota; Metazoa; Arthropoda; Malacostraca; Decapoda; Penaeidae.